UCCAGAUCCUGAAUCCUCGCUGCAAAAGGUUGCGGCACUUUCCCUGUUGUAACAUCCUUUUGCUAGUCAACUUACUGGAAGAAAAUGGAAAUAAACCUGGGAAUGAAAACUGCUUUUAUAACUUCAAGUUCUUGAUUUGGACAUGUCCAAAAAAAAGAUUGCCGAGACAGCACAAGGAGACAAACCACACAAGUGUGAGUUCUGUGACAAGAGCUUCUGCCGGAAGGACAAUCUGACCAUGCACAUGCGGUGCCACACCAGCGUGAAGCCCCACAAGUGUCACCUGUGCGACUACGCCGCCGUGGACAGCAGCAGCCUUAAGAAGCACCUGCGGAUCCACUCCGACGAGCGGCCCUACAAGUGCCAGCUCUGCCCCUACGCCAGCCGCAACUCCAGCCAGCUCACCGUCCACCUCCGGUCCCACACGGGGGAAACCCCCUUCCAGUGCUGGCUCUGUAGCGCCAAGUUCAAAAUCAGCUCGGACUUGAAAAGGCACAUGAUCGUGCACUCGGGGGAGAAGCCUUUCAAGUGCGAGUUCUGUGACGUCCGCUGCACCAUGAAAGCGAACCUCAAGUCGCACAUCCGCAUCAAGCACACCUUCAAGUGCCUGCACUGCAGCUUCCAGGGCCGGGACCGGGCGGACCUGCAGGAGCACAGCCGGCUGCACCAGGCUGACCACCCCGAGAAGUGCCCCGAGUGCAGCUACUCCUGCUCCAGCGCGGCCGCCCUGCGCGUGCACAGCUGGGUUCACUGCAAGGACCGCCCCUUCAAGUGCGACUUCUGCAGCUUCGACACCAAGCGGUCCAGCAGCCUGGCCAAGCACUUCGACAAGGUGCACAGGGACGAGGCCAAAACGGAGAACCGGGCCCCGCAGGGCAAGGAGGGGCCCUGAGACGGCGGCUCUCCGCACGUGGCCAAAGUCAAAUCGUGACUCAGCGGGCCUUCCGCUGCGAGACCUGCGGGGCCGCCUUCGUCCGGGACGA
This is a messenger RNA of Myotis brandtii (Brandt's bat), 983 nucleotides long. Its product is annotated as zinc finger protein 64 homolog, isoforms 3 and 4. The transcript has 3 exons. Gene Ontology annotation, cellular component: nucleus. Bases 143 to 892 code for a protein of 249 amino acids. The record is from RefSeq and is a predicted model, not a curated record. Gene Ontology annotation, biological process: regulation of gene expression. Lineage: Eukaryota; Metazoa; Chordata; Mammalia; Chiroptera; Vespertilionidae.